Messenger RNA from Lactuca virosa, 3158 nucleotides. NCBI's taxonomy places the organism in Eukaryota, Viridiplantae, Streptophyta, Magnoliopsida, Asterales, Asteraceae. The record is from the annotation of a GenBank genome assembly.
UCUGUACCAAAAGCAAGGUAGAGAGAAUCUAGAAAUGCUCAUUUCUUUUCAUUUUCUCAAAAACCCCAGAAAAAUUAUUUAUUUAGCAAAAGAAAAAUCAGUGUGUGUGAGGAUUGAGGAAAAAGCAGAGAAUAAAAAGGAGACCGGAUGUUGACAAAUUUCAUGUCACUGUUCUUAGAAGGUCGUUUGUUUGUGUGAAGAUUUCUUAUCUGGGAUCUCUCUCUUUCUCUCUCUUCAAAACCCCUUCUUUCUCUCUCUAAAAAAACCUUCCUUUCUUUCAGAAGAGAGAGAGAGAGACACUGGCCCAGCAGAUCGAAAAUCUUCAUCUUUUUCAUAUACCCAUGAAGUGAUGAUCUAAUUCUAACUUCCUUCAAUGGUGGUUUUGUGUCUUUCUUUAUUCUGAUAAACAAUUAUUACUAUUAAUUAUUAAAUAUUUAUUAUUAUUAUUAUUAUUUUUAUCAUUACCACCUGUCUAUUUUGGCUUCAAGAUUCUUUGAGUUCUUGAGGGUUGAAGAAAUUGUUCAAUGAUUUGGUCAAUCUAAAAUUCUUGGAGCAGGGCGCAAAUAAGGAUGUGGGUCUAAGGAAUGGGAACAGAAGUACACUGCAAAAGCUCUUUUGAAGGGUAUUACUCCAUGAGGGAUGCAAAUGAGGAUUCCAAUAGUAGUAGCUGGCCUCUGUUUUAUCGGGAAAAAUCUUUGAAUAAUGGUCAUUAUUACAACGGUUUCAUACCAAGGACUAUUUCAGAUGACAAGGAUGCAUUAAAGCAAAAAAUGCUUGAACAUGAAGCCAUCUUCAAGAACCAGGUUCACGAACUUCAUCGCCUUUACAUAAGACAAAGAGACAUGAUGGAAGAAAUCAAAAGAAAGGAAAUAAAUAAACACCGAGUUUCUAUCGAUGCAUCAUCAUCUUCAAGUUUCUUACCUUCUCAAAAGCCUUAUGAAGACACUCACACUCACAAAUGGCAAAUGCCCACCUUCCCUUGUGCUACCAGACCUUCCAUUUUUGGAGCAGAAAUAAGCAAUUCACCAUUAAGUUGUUCAAAAGGAAACAACAACAACAAUAAUAAUAGUUCAAAAGAUUGUGAGAUUGUGGAGUGUAGACCUUCAAAAGUUAGAAAAAAGUUAUUUGAUCUUGAACUUCCACCCGAUGAGAACAUGGAUCAUGAAGAGCAUGAGGGAAUGCAAUGUAAGCAGGUGUCAGAAGAAUCGAGUUUUAGGGGGUCUAAUGGGUUAGCUGAUCUUAAUGAACCGGUUCAUGUUGAUGAACCCAUGGUUCAUGGGUCUAGAUCUGUUGGUGGGUUUGGACCCUCGGCUAAACCACACGUUGGUCAGGGUCAGUUUCUUGACCAGAGACAUGAGUUUAGUGGACGCCCUGGUGGAGUGUUUAAUCCUUUGUUGAUUGAGGGAAAAGGGAAUGGAAGGGAUUGGUUGUCUAAUACCCGUGAAACAGGGAAUAGUAGAGGCAAUAUGAACUUGGCUCCAGCAACAUACUCUGAAAUUUCUACAAGAUUUCAAGAUCAUGCUCGAUUUAACCAAACCCAUUUGCCAUUUCCUACAUCACGCACAUCUACUUCAUACCCACAUCCAAAUUCAUCGAAUUUUGCAACUUCUUGGGAAAAACAGAAUGGUAGUUUGACUCAUAAGUUGACUUCAUUUCAAAAACAGCCAUCUUUUCUCUCAUCAUCAUCUCCACAAAGCCACAUGGCUCUUGGAGACAAGUGGCAGAGUAACGGAUCUUAUACCCCAAAUGGAUUCUAUCGUGGAUCAUCAUCCGGGUCAAAAGACCCAUGUGCCCGUUUUCCUUCUGGUGUUCUUGAUCAUCGAAACUACAAUAAUCUUGAUGAUAAGUCACAAAAGAUCUUCAAUGGUUCAAACUUUAUAGAUUUGGACACCACAAAAGGUAUGGACUUGAAUACAGUUGAAAAUGUGUGUAAUGAUGACAAUAGUAGUUCAAGAAAAUGCAAUCAAACUGUGCUUCCAUGGCUUCAACCCAAACCAGAUAUCUGUAAAAAUGAUUCUCCUUCAGUUAAUAAUGGAAAGAUUCCUCCGGUUUUUGGGAAUUCUUGCGUUUCAGAAAAUGGGAAAAUAAAGAAGGAAAAAAUGGAACAAGAACAACACAGAGGAUUUGACAUUAAUGUAGCUUGGGAUGAUGAUCCUGAAAACAAUGAUAUUGUAAAGGAAAUCAAUACAGAAAAUGAGAAAAUCAAGAAUCAUUUCGAUUUGAAUUCGUGUGUGACAGAGGAUGAAGAAAUUACAGUACCAGAAUCUGUAAAAAGCUUGAAGAAGAUAACAAUGGAGAUUGAUUUAGAAGCUCCAGCUGUUCCAGAGGUCGAGGAAGAAGAAGAAGAAGAAACCAUUGAUGAGGUCAAGAAACUUGAUGAAGAGCUCGCCAAGGUGGCAGCCGAAGCAAUGGUUGCAAUAUUCGGUCAACCAAAGUCAAUGUCUGAUGUGGCGGUUGGUUCUGAAUCUGAUGACGAGGACAAGGACAAGGACCGCCUCCUAUGGUUUGCAGAUGUAAUCGGAAACGUGGGUCCCGUGUCUAACGCGCUCGAUGAAUACGAAGAGUUGACUUUGAAAUUAGAGGAGACUAAAGAACAAGAUUACAUGCCAAAACCUCUGGCUCCUGAUUUCCAGGAGCCAGAUGAAGCGGGCCCGUCAGCGGGCCCGCUUCGACCGCGAAGAGGUCAAGCGAGACGAGGUAGGCCCCGGAGGGAUUUCCAAAGGGAUAUCCUUCCGGGCCUCGUGUCUCUUUCGAGACACGAGGUAACCGAAGAUCUACAGAUCUUCGGAGGGCUAAUGAAAGCUACAGGGUAUUCCUGGAAUGUGGGGCUUACAAGGAGGAACGGAACAAGGGGAAGGAGGAAGGCGGUGGUGGCGGCGGCGGACCCACCACCUGCCGCCACCCCACCACCACCGCCGCCUCCUCCACCGCCAUUCUCAGAGCAGCUUGGAAACUUAGAGGUGGUGGGAUUGGAGGAGAGAAGCUUAACGGGGUGGGGGAAGACGACUAGACGUCCUCGGAGACAACGGUGUGCUGCGGAGGGAGGUAAAAACCAAUUUAGGGAAGCUGAUUUAUGGCUUGUUGAGAGUGAAAUUGUUCUUGGGAUUGUCAUUGUACAUGUUUGUUUGUCAUAUCCCAAAAUCUUGGUUCGGUUUUAA